AUGGCAAUCGACUCAGUUUCCCCGGAGCCCACCCAGGAGACAGAGGAAAGGACUGCUUUGCUGGAUGUUGAACGAGGGCCUGAUUCUUAUGGCGCUGCAGGCACUCCGCACUACUUGCCAUCCAACUCUCACCAGAAACGAGAUAUACUGUUAAAAAGGAUCAAGUACUAUAUACCAUCCACCGCAUGGAUACCCAGUUACUCCCCGUCAUUAUUCGGUGGCGAUUUUUUGGCUGGAAUUACAGUCGCUUCUAUGCUCAUUCCCCAGUCCGUCAGUUACGCCACGUCUUUGGCAAAGCUUAGUCCAGUUACGGGAUUGUUUUCAGCGUCCAUUCCAGGCAUUGCAUACGCUCUUUUGGGGACCUCUAAGCAGUUGAAUGUAGCCCCUGAAGCUGCUCUAAGUCUUCUACUUGGCCAAGCUGUUUCCGAGAUCCGUCACGAUUAUCCUGAUCCCCAUGACGGCCAGGCGGAUCUUGUUGGACUUAGCGUAGCUACAAUGAUCACGCUUCAGGUUGGUUUGAUCUCGUUCCUUCUUGGAUUCUUUCGACUGGGAUUCAUCGAUGUUGUAUUGAGUCGGGCACUCUUGCGGGGUUUCAUUUCGGCAGUUGCUGUUGUAAUUAUGAUCGAACAGUUUAUUCCCAUGCUUGGCCUCACUGCGCUCCUGCACAGUGCUGACCCCGAAACAACCUAUGACAAGGCCAUAUUCCUUAUCAAAAAUGCGUUCACCCACUCCCAUGUACCUACUACGCUCAUCAGUUUCUCGGCCCUUUUCACCUUGGUAGCCCUACGAUCCAUAAAAAACCGAUUUAAGAACACCUGGUGGAUUUAUCGCGUGCCUGAAGUCUUGGUCGUGGUCAUUGUGUCAACUGUGUUAUGUGAACAACUUAGAUGGGACAAAUUGGGCGUGAACAUCCUUGGAGCAGUUGACGUCCAAAACAGUAGUUCAUUUAUCGAGUUCCCCUUCCGCCGAUCCAACUUUAGGUUCCUUCGGCGCACAACGUCCACCGCAGUUGUCAUUGCCGUCGUCGGAUUCUUGGACAGUAUCGUUGCAGCCAAACAGAACGCCGCGCGAUUCGGGUAUUCGAUCAGCCCCAAUCGCGAGUUGGUGGCACUUGGAGCUGCUAAUCUGGCCGGGUCGUUUAUUCCGGGAACGCUGCCGGCAUUUGGAUCCAUCACGAGCAUCGGGCUUGUGGUUUAUUCACUUCUUGCCGAGGCUCCCCAUGAAAUUUUAUAUUACUGGAACAUGGGAGCGUGGGUUGACUUAACCAUCAUGGGUCUCACCUUUUUCCUUUCUAUAAUCUGGAAUAUCGAAGUGGGAGUGGUAGUGGGACUAGUCGUCUCGCUCCUGUUGGUCGUACACCGCUCGUCGAAAACGAGGAUGACUAUUUUGGGCCGUAUUCCCGGUACGGAUCGAUGGAAACCUUUGAAGGAGAAUCCUGAGGCCGAGGAAAGUGUAGCAGGCGCAUUGAUCGUACGGAUUCGCGAGAACUUGGACUUUGCCAAUACCGCUCAAAUAAAAGAGAGACUUCGUAGGCUGGAAUUGUAUGGGAUUCAUAAGUCCCAUCCGUCGGAGGAGCCUAGACGCGGGCAGACGUCUGUGUUGGUCUUCCAUUUGGCUGAUGUGGAUAGCUGCGAUGCUUCCGCCGCGCAGAUAUUCUACGAAUUGCUUGAAGAAUACAAGAACCGCGGUGUUGGACUGUUCAUCACGCAUCUCAGGCCGACUGUAGAGAAAACCUUCAUCAAAGCACAUAUCUUUGACUUGCUUGGGUCUGGUGCGUUUAGAGACAAUGUCGCUGAUGCGAUGGCGAUCGUCGAAGGAUCUGCGUAUGCUCGUAUGCGGGAAUCGAAUUAUCUUGGAAGUCGGUGA
Molecule: messenger RNA, 1866 nt
Organism: Psilocybe cubensis
Lineage: Eukaryota; Fungi; Basidiomycota; Agaricomycetes; Agaricales; Agrocybaceae
Product: Putative sulfate transporter
Exons: 15
Coding region: 1-1866 (621 amino acids)
Biological process (GO): transmembrane transport
Cellular component (GO): membrane
Molecular function (GO): sulfate transmembrane transporter activity
Source: RefSeq, a predicted model, not a curated record